UACACGUUGCGCAACGCGGUUGUCUGUGCGAUCAUCUCGUCAUCAAAUCUACUAGCAAAAGCUGUUCAUCGGGGAAACAAAAACGGUGUAUAUUUCCUGAGUCAUUAUGGUGAUGUCACAAACCAUGAGCGCCAUCGGUGUAGAAUCAGAAACGGCGACACUGACAGCUGGUGAAGCUGUGCGUGACAAAGAUAGCGGUCACAUAGUGCUAUCGUCAUCGUCGUCGUCGUCGUCGUCGUCGUCGGUGAAUCAGCUUUCAUUGACAUCGUACAUCAGCUUAAAAUCGCCAAUAGGCUGGCCGGACAUCAAGUGCUUGGAGCGAGAGAUCGAGCUUCUGCAGAGUAGCUGCGACUGGUAUUACGGAGACCUGACGUGGAAGCAGGCUCACGACACGCUGAAGAACUCGCCUCUCGGCACCUUCCUGCUGCGCAACAGCAACAACCUCGACUUCCUCUUCUCGCUCAGCAUCAAGACGCGAAGCGGCGUCGUGUCGGUGCGCAUCGGAUACUACAAGCACCGCUUCGCGUUCGACGUCGACGCGCCGUCGGGGCAGCAGGACUCGCAUUUCACGGCCACCAGCGUCGUCGGCCUCGUCGAGCGAGAGAUGAGCGCCCGACACAAGCACGUGUUCCUCUGGGGCACGGACUGCCAGCAAGUCGUGCUCACUGCGCCGCUCCGGAAGCGGCCGUCCCGACUGCAGCACCUAUGUCGUGUCGCCGUCAACCGGUCGCUAGGCGGAUCGCAGUCGCCGACGUCGGCGGCGAUCGAGAGGCUACCCUUGCCUAAGCUUCUACGGAAGUAUCUAGAAGAGUAUCCGCAUACGGUGUAAGCGGGGCUUCGUCUCCGAGUGAUGUUCGAUGAACUUUAUCGAAUGUGGCCGGCACGCGCAGCAGUUGUGUUAAACAGCGUUAACUGCGACGACAUUUCGUGUGAUCAUGAUCACCUUAUACAGCGUGUGAUGUUUUUCGCUUGAUGAUGGUCACGGGGCCGCGAAAGGCGUACCGUAUUGAAUACACAGCUAGCAGAGUGCGGCAGUGUUUACAGGGUAGAAACGUGCCUUGUAGUGGAGGUGGAAUUCUCGCGGAGCAUUGCUUAGAAACGUUGUGUACGUUUAUUAUAGUAGUUACACGCACGCACACACGCACGCACGCACGCACGGACGCUCGCCCACACACACACACACACACACGCACGCACGCACACACACACGCACACACACACACACACACACACACAAACAAACAAUUGUGACAUUAUGAUAUUAAAUAUAUGGUCGUUUAACAGUCAUUUCAUCUAGUAAAUCCAUCAGGGUACCUGUGACAGGUGGAGCGCUGGUCGCAUCGCACUAUCAUGGCUCCCUAGGGGAUAUAAUAUCAAAAUAGGUAAAUAUGUUAAUAUGUUAUAGAACUCGUCACUGUUGUCAUGUCGUCUACGUUAGUUACUUUGGUUACUGUUAGUUACAAGACUAGGUACGUUAAUUAUUACGUAGUUUAAAGGAAACUUGUCGUGAAUGUCAACGUUUAUCAGUGUUUAUCGAGAAGGAUAUUGACGUAAAUAUACAUUGAUCAGAUUUGUUGUUUCAAAGUCGAUAGUUACAAGAUCAUUGUAGCAUUGAGUUUUAAUUUAAGCCAUUUAGAACGCUUUAUCGUCUGUGUUGUUAGCUAUAUAGGUGUCUGAACAUAUCUCGAUGUGAAACUAUGUUUGUGCCAAUGGCCUAUACACACGCGCGCGCACAUCACGCGUACGCGCACAAGCACAUACUAGCUAACAUUCACAUACACAUGCACGCACACACACACGCACGCACACACACACGCGCGCGCGCGCGCACGCACGCAUGCACACACGCGUCUACACAUAUACACGCACGCGUCCAGACGCAUCUACACGCACGCAUACAAGAACGGUCGCGCGCGCGUAACACUGCAUGGUUGUAUCCCUGUGCACUUGUGCUUGUAUAUAUAAUUAUAUGUGCGCUGCGUAUACACUAUGAUGAGGGUCUUAUCUGUGAUACUGUGUAUUUUAAACGAUGAGUUACUUGACAAAAAUUCUUGUGUAACACAUUCCAGAUUAUAGAACUGAUUUGAUUUUAUAGAACUGAUUUCCAGAUUAUAGACUGGUUUGAAACCGAACGUGUUCUGAGCUUUACUAUCAUUGUUGUAAACAUGGCAGGCAGCUGGCUCGCACACACCCUACACCCUACCAGAUCACGAAAUCGUAAACAGGGCUAUGGCUGCACAUAGAUAUCCGCAGUUCUUGGAACCACCCGUUUAAACUGACGGAGUUCUUUUAUCUCUUGUGAACGCGAUGCCUGGAGCGAAUUUGUACUGCGCGCGUGGAACGUGGCAGAUUUUAUUUAUGAUUCUCCUGAAUUGAAUUUAUUAAACAGAUCCUGCUUUCCUACGUA
Priapulus caudatus is the source of this 2407-nucleotide messenger RNA. RefSeq names its product suppressor of cytokine signaling 2-like. Gene Ontology annotation, cellular component: phosphatidylinositol 3-kinase complex. Gene Ontology annotation, molecular function: 1-phosphatidylinositol-3-kinase regulator activity. The transcript has 3 exons. NCBI's taxonomy places the organism in Eukaryota, Metazoa, Priapulida, Priapulimorpha, Priapulimorphida, Priapulidae. The record is from RefSeq and is a predicted model, not a curated record. Gene Ontology annotation, biological process: intracellular signal transduction; phosphatidylinositol phosphate biosynthetic process. Bases 107 to 829 code for a protein of 240 amino acids.